Talaromyces proteolyticus is the source of this 462-nucleotide messenger RNA. RefSeq lists its product as uncharacterized. NCBI's taxonomy places the organism in Eukaryota, Fungi, Ascomycota, Eurotiomycetes, Eurotiales, Trichocomaceae. The coding region runs from base 1 to 462 and encodes 153 amino acids. The record is from RefSeq and is a predicted model, not a curated record. The transcript is spliced from 4 exons.
AUGAAGCCCCCAACCUAUCUAGGCGCACUGGUUGUUGCUAUGAUUAUGUUCAUGGUUCAAUUUUGUCCGGCACCUCCUGCUAUACUGGAAGGAGUCCUAUUAGGUGCCGCUGGAGCAUUUCCUGCAGGCGUAUUGAUUACUCUCAAAACGUUGCAAAGGCGGAAUCAUAUAGAAAUUGAGAUGCGCGAUGAAGAUGCAUUUGCAAGCUUUCCUCAACCAGCUGGUAGCUUAUGCAAGAGUGAAUUGAACCAGUCCCAAGUUGUGUUCACCUCGCCCAGUAGUGGAACACUAAGAAUCGACGGAGUUCCACCAGCAUGCAUGACACUUAGCGAUACAUUAAUUGGUCAAAACUCAGAGGAUCAUGCACCCACACCGAUGGGUUCCGCAUCUUUGCAAUAUCAGAAUCUUUCCCAGGAGAUGGAAGACAGACUCCACUCCGUUCUCCAACACUUUAACGACUAG